Oncorhynchus gorbuscha (pink salmon) is the source of this 1656-nucleotide messenger RNA. Its product is annotated as tumor necrosis factor receptor superfamily member 14-like. The transcript is spliced from 6 exons. Gene Ontology annotation, biological process: positive regulation of peptidyl-tyrosine phosphorylation; negative regulation of alpha-beta T cell proliferation; defense response to Gram-negative bacterium. NCBI's taxonomy places the organism in Eukaryota, Metazoa, Chordata, Actinopteri, Salmoniformes, Salmonidae. Gene Ontology annotation, cellular component: membrane; external side of plasma membrane. Gene Ontology annotation, molecular function: transmembrane signaling receptor activity; protein binding. The record is from RefSeq and is a predicted model, not a curated record. The coding region runs from base 744 to 1436 and encodes 230 amino acids.
CUUUGAUUUGAUGACAGCCAGGCACUAAUUUACUAAAUAAAUAGUUCAACUUUUUAUAAUGUUUUAUGAGCCAAUGGUAACAUAUUAGGCAUUUAUUCAGAAAAAAAUGUUCAUAUGUAAUAGUAAUUAACACUAGGGUAGCGGGAACACUUAUGACAUGACACAAUAAUCCUAAUUAUGUCUACAUACACACUUAACCGCAAAUGAGUUCAUAAUGUGUGUUCCCUAUAUUUGUCUAAUGAGUCUAUUCAUUCCCAAGUAGGAUGAUGCUAGACCGAGCAGACAGUGAACCAGAUAACGAUGAUGCUGCUCACACCCAUUAUCACGUUGAGGAAAGAAAGCAAGCCAAAUUCCCCAGAUCAAUGGGGUAGUGAUGUCUCAAGGAUCCUGGAUUGCAUGGGCCGUUAGAAGAAUUUACACAGCAGGUUAGGAGAGUUAGGUUAAGGUUAGGGAAAAUGCUCUCCAAACCUGCUACAAAAAUCACUUCCGGUCGUAGCUGUAUAGUGGCCAAGAUGGCAGCAUUCUCUAAUAACUAUUUACCUGUUUCACACAGUUAACCAUCUUAUUACAGUUCGUUUUUUUUUUUACUGAUUCAAUUCAGCAAGAAAUCAUGAUUUACAAACUGAAAGGAUUAUAUUUACAUUAAGUCUACAGGUCAGUUCAUCUCGAUUCUUCAAAACUCUAAAGAACUUCACAAAUCCAGUGUGUGGGUCUUCCAGUGAGUUGGAGAGGAUUGAGGAACGAUGGCACAGUUUGAAAGCUUGUGGACUAUACCUAUUAUAUUGGUGUUUGUAAGCAUUGGAUCCUGUAUUGCAUGUGGUAGAGCUGAGUACAGAAUAGGGGAUGAAUGUUGUCCCAUGUGUUCACCAGGAAAUCAUGUAUAUAAGCAUUGUACUGAAUUCACCAGCACCAGCUGUGUGCCCUGUGUUGAUUCUACAUUCCUUGAUGAGCCCAAUGGUCUCAUAAAAUGCAAAGUGUGUACCAACUGUGAUCCAGGUUUGGGUUUGAAGGUAAAGCAGCCAUGUACACCUUCAUCAGACACUGUCUGUGGGACACUGGAGGGGUUCUACUGUCUAGACCCAACUAAGGAGGGUUGUAGAGCAGCCCAGAGACACAGCAGCUGUAAACCUGGUCAAUACAUCAGCCACACAGGAACAAUAUCUACAGAUACUGUGUGUUCUGACUGUACUGGUGAUACCUAUUCAAAUGGAUCAUUUACAUCCUGCCAGCCACACACACAAUGUGAUACCUUAAAGCUUCAGCAAAUUAAAUCUGGAACUCAUUGGUCCGACUCUGAAUGUGGACCACAAAUCUCACCUAUAGCUACAUUAAUAUUCGCUGUGGUGGUGGGGGUACUCGCUGUGAUAGCAGCCGUGACGACGGCAGCUAUUAUGAAAAGAAGAAGAAAAAAACACAGAAGAUCCUUUAACUCGUGAGAUUAUUUUGUGGGAAUUGUACAUUUAUUGUUUAAGUGAGAAAUAUCAAAUAGCACUAAAUCAAAUGUGAUUUGUCACCUGCGGCGAAUACAACGGGUGUAACUAACGAGCUCUUCCCGAUGAUGCAGUUAAAAAAUAAAUACAAAUAGUAACACGAGGAUUCAAAUAAAACACACAAGAACAGAGAUAAAGUACCAGUCAAAAUUUGACACCUUCUCAU